This is a messenger RNA of Rhododendron vialii, 1198 nucleotides long. RefSeq names its product cytokinin riboside 5'-monophosphate phosphoribohydrolase LOG5-like. Gene Ontology annotation, cellular component: cytosol; nucleus. Gene Ontology annotation, molecular function: hydrolase activity, hydrolyzing N-glycosyl compounds. The transcript is spliced from 3 exons. The record is from RefSeq and is a predicted model, not a curated record. NCBI's taxonomy places the organism in Eukaryota, Viridiplantae, Streptophyta, Magnoliopsida, Ericales, Ericaceae. The coding region runs from base 10 to 324 and encodes 104 amino acids. Gene Ontology annotation, biological process: cytokinin biosynthetic process.
ACAGGUGAAAUGGUUGGUGAGGUCAAGGCUGUGGCGGAUAUGCAUGAGAGGAAAGCCGAGAUGGCCCGCCACUCCGACUGCUUCAUUGCCCUACCAGGUGGGUAUGGAACUCUGGAGGAGUUACUGGAAGUCAUAACUUGGGCUCAACUUGGCAUCCAUGACAAGCCCGUGGGUUUGCUGAAUGUGGAUGGGUGCUAUAACUCCCUGUUAACUUUCAUUGACAAGGCAGUAGACGAUGGCUGCAUCAAACCUUCUCAGCGUCACAUCUUUGUGUCUGCCCCAAAUCCCAAAGAGCUUGUUCAGAAACUUGAGGUGGGAUUUUGACAUUUUGUUUCUAAUCCACUCUUUUAGUCCCUCUUUAAAUUCCUCAUCAAUUCUAGCGGGCAUUUUUUGAGAUGGGGAAAAUUGGGUGAGAAUCAGAAAAGGGUCUUCACAGAUUACCAUAUUGGGUCUUAUUAUUCAUCAGUGUUCCCAGAGCAUCACCAACACGGUGCUCCAAAUCCCUCCAUCAACCACACAUUCUUGUUCGACUCACAAGCAAAUGUGUAUAAACUCCACAUAAAUGUGUGGUACCAAGUGGUCCGCAGCAGCACAUGUCUGUGCUUCGAUACCACUGAGUACUCCCAUAUUUGAGUUUAUUCAGGAUCUUGUAUUUCCUGACAAAAUGGUAUUGGUGUCCACUGUGCACUAAUGAUAUACUAGUCUUGUUUGUUUUUGGUUUUUGUGCUAGGAGUAUGUGCAUGUACAUAAUGAAACCAUUGCUAGUCUGGACUGGGGAGUUGUGGUGGUGCAAGAUGCUGCAAGGGAGUCUCAAACUUCCGUGGACGAAAACUUGCUUUAGAAAUUGAGCUAAAGAUCUCUGUAUUUCAGAUUUCUCAUUUUCAAAUGGAGCGUAACAAGUAACAACCAACCAAACUUUCAUAGUAAAGUUUAACAAAAUUCCCAAUUUACAGGACAUUUAACAACCAACCAAGCUUCCGUAUCCUGGGAUUAUUUCUCAUUGUUCAACCUAUACAGGACAUUAUCAUCAUCCAUCAUUGAAGGAAUUUAUUUGAAAUGGCACGACUUAAAACGGCACAGUCCGACACGAUUAAGUAAAUGGGCCGGCACGUCUUGACAAGAUUGAAAACGGCACGACACGACAUGAUUUAAGAAAACGGGUCGGCACAACACGAUUUAAGAAAAUGGGUCGACACGA